Molecule: messenger RNA, 1428 nt
Organism: Penicillium antarcticum
Lineage: Eukaryota; Fungi; Ascomycota; Eurotiomycetes; Eurotiales; Aspergillaceae
Exons: 4
Coding region: 1-1428 (475 amino acids)
Biological process (GO): protein modification by small protein removal
Molecular function (GO): peptidase activity
Source: RefSeq, a predicted model, not a curated record
AUGGAGGUUCAACUUUAUGUCUACGACCUGUCAAAGGGUCUGGCACGAAUGUACUCUGCCGCUUUGACAGGAACGCAGAUGGACGCCAUCUAUCAUACAUCCAUCGUGCUCAACGGCGUUGAAUAUUACUUCGGUCAAGGUAUUCAGACCGCCGUUCCAGGCACUACCCAUCAUGGCCAGCCUAUGGAAGUCGUAUCAUUGGGUACUACUGAACUACCGACUGAGGUUGUUGAAGAGUACCUGGGAUCGUUGGCUAGCAUCUACACGCCUGAGUCAUAUGAUCUUUUCCUUCACAAUUGCAACAAUUUCACGCAAGAUCUGUCGAUGUUUCUUGCUGGAAAAUCUAUUCCAGAGCACAUCCGAAAUUUGCCUCAGACCUUCCUCGAGACGCCGUUUGGGCAGAUGAUGAAGCCUCAAAUUGAGAUGGCCCUCAAAGGCGUCACCCAAGGCACCGGCCAAUUUGGAGCUCCUGGUCCAAGUGUCCAACCACCAUCAGCAAGAACUUCUUCUGCCACACCUCAACAGAUUGCCCGAUCCGCUCACCCUCAUCGUCAACUCCGACUUCCCAGCCUCCAGCGCGAGAUCACGAACUUUGUUAUGUACAAGAAGGCCCCGCCACUUGAAAAGAUAAUCCAGAAGCUACCAAAUGAGUUCCAAGAAGCACAAGGCGUUCCAGAGAUUAUCGAGUUUGUCAAGCUCCGUCACUCUGCGACACCGGUAGCCGAUAUUCGUGUCCCCGACUUGCAUUCAUUCGCAACAACCCUGAAGCUCCAAUACUCGACACUCCCCAGCGGCUGUCAUUUUGCAGUGGUUGAUUUGAUUCGUCUUCUACUACUUGAUCCACGUGUCAGUGGCUACUUCGCUGAAGAAACGCAACACGAAACUCUCCUCACUCUGCUCGAGCCGCUUUCCCAGGAUGAGACCGCCUCAUACCCAUACAACCUUCGAAUCGUGGCUCUUCAACUAGCCUGCAAUCUCUUUAGCACUCCACUAUACCCAGACCAGCUCACCUCAUCUUCGUCCCGUUUACGCGAGACCUGUCUCCGUCUCGCAACAAACUCCCUCCUCGACUCGCAGACCAGCCUCCGCGUCGUUGCAGCAUCCUUUGCCUAUAACCUUGCAUCAUUCAACCACAAUGCCCGCUUCGGUAACAAGGCCGAUCCCAUCUCCGAAGAAGAUCAGGUCGAGCUGACAGCAUCUUUGCUUGAGGCGGUCACUCGCGAAGAGGAGAGCAUUGAAGCUUUACACGGGUUGCUCUUUGCUCUCGGCCUACUUGUCUACGAGGCCCCGAUGGAUGGAUCUCUGAUUGAUCUCUGCCGUGCUAUGGGUGUGGCGGAGACGAUUUCUGGGAAAAUGAACAUCCAGGCGGUACAAAAGGAGCCUCUGCUCAAAGAGAUUGGAGGAGAUUUGUUUGGAAAGGGGCUGUAA